AUGCGAGCUCUGAUCCUUGUCGGGGGAUAUGGUACCCGGCUGCGGCCGCUUACUCUCACAAUGCCAAAACCCCUUGUGCCAUUCUGCAAUAAGCCGAUGAUCGUGCACCAAGUGGAAGCACUGCGUGACGCAGGAGUAACCGAGGUGAUUCUGGCUGUUGCGUACCGAUCCGAUGCAAUGAAAGAAAUCAUGGACCACUGGUCGAAGGAACUUGGAGUGUCGUUUGUUUUUUCUCAUGAAGAAGAGCCCCUCGGAACGGCUGGACCUUUGGCUCUUGCUCGUGAAUUCCUUCUUCAGGAUGAUCAGCCGUUCUUUGUCCUUAACGCCGAUAUAACCUGCAGGUUCCCGCUUCGUGAACUUCUUUCAUAUCACCGGAAACAUGGAAGAGAAGGAACUAUUGCUGUCACCAAAGUAACGGAGUGGCAGAAGUAUGGUGUGGUCGUUUUUGACGAGGCCACUGGAGUUAUUGAUCAAUUCGUGGAAAAGCCGAAAAACUUUGUGGGCGACAAGAUCAAUGCCGGCAUCUAUGUUUUCAACAAGAGUAUCCUUAACCGAAUCAAGGUUGAGAAGACUUCCAUUGAGACACAAAUAUUUCCUCAGAUGGCAAGCGCGAUGCAACUCUGUGCAUUUAAUCUCGAGGGUUUUUGGAUGGAUAUUGGAAUUCCAAGAGAUUAUAUCGAAGGUAUUGCCAAGUACCUUCAGUCGCUCAUUGGUACCAAAAGAGAGUCAGAAGAAUUGUGCAACACAAGUGGCUCACGAGAAAAGCUCCAUUUUAGUGUAAACGGUUGCGUCAUGAUCCACCCCACCGCGAAAAUCGGUGACGGAUGUGUUAUCGGUCCCUUCGCCACCAUCGGUCCUGGCUGCAUUAUUGGGCCAUCGUGUCGUAUCGUACGCUCUGCUGUAUUGGAAAACACCACCAUCGGUGGAGGAACUUUGAUUGAUUCAAGCAUAAUUGGUUGGAAGGGAAGAAUCGGAUCUUGGUGCCACAUUGUCAACAAUGCGGUUCUUGGAGAGGACGUGGAGGUUAGGAGCGAGUUGUUUCUAAACGGUGUCAAUGUGCUCCCAAAUAAGACUAUUGCUCAGUCCUACCUCGAACCGGAGGUUAUCAUCUGA
Molecule: messenger RNA, 1113 nt
Organism: Trypanosoma grayi
Lineage: Eukaryota; Euglenozoa; Kinetoplastea; Trypanosomatida; Trypanosomatidae
Product: mannose-1-phosphate guanyltransferase
Exons: 1
Coding region: 1-1113 (370 amino acids)
Biological process (GO): cell wall mannoprotein biosynthetic process; GDP-mannose biosynthetic process
Cellular component (GO): cytoplasm
Molecular function (GO): mannose-1-phosphate guanylyltransferase (GTP) activity; GTP binding
Source: RefSeq, a predicted model, not a curated record